This is a messenger RNA of Strongylus vulgaris, 519 nucleotides long. The record is from the annotation of a GenBank genome assembly. Lineage: Eukaryota; Metazoa; Nematoda; Chromadorea; Rhabditida; Strongylidae.
AAAAGGAAAGUCGUUCAAAUACCUCACAUUAAGGUACUCGAUCAUGCUCAGGCAGGUGUUUCUUUCCUCAAGGCCUAUCCUAGCACAACUGGCCUCUCGGAAAGUUUUGCAAGCUAGCUCUUCUGUAGCGUUCCGGCCGAUAUGUUCCAACUUCAGCGCAAAGUCUAGGAUGCAAAUAAGGUCCUAUUCCGAGAAGGCUCCUCUUACGAAGAAGACUCUCGAGGAUCGAAUUAUCCUUGUUUUGAGUCUAUACGACAAGAUUGACCCCAAAAAGCUUACUAUGGAUUCUGAUUUUUCAAAGGAUCUCGGGUUGGAUUCACUUGAUCAUGUUGAGCUGAUCAUGGCAAUGGAAGAAGAAUUUGGUUUAUACGACAAAAUUGACCCUAAAAAGCUUACUAUGGAUUCUGAUUUUUCGAAGGCUAGUGAAAUUAAGUUGUGUACUCCCAAAUUUGAUCUCGGAUUGGAUUCACUUGAUCAUGUUGAGUUGAUCAUGGCAAUGGAAGAAGAAUUUGGGUAGGC